Molecule: messenger RNA, 5279 nt
Organism: Wyeomyia smithii (pitcher-plant mosquito)
Lineage: Eukaryota; Metazoa; Arthropoda; Insecta; Diptera; Culicidae
Product: probable sodium/potassium/calcium exchanger CG1090
Exons: 5
Coding region: 489-2411 (640 amino acids)
Biological process (GO): intracellular calcium ion homeostasis; calcium ion transmembrane transport
Cellular component (GO): membrane
Molecular function (GO): calcium channel activity; calcium, potassium:sodium antiporter activity
Source: RefSeq, a predicted model, not a curated record
AGAGCAGUCGUGGACGCGCCAAGGGUCAUUUUCGGUAGGCUUCUUGCCCACGGAUUCACCUCCCCGCGGUUCACCUCGCGCGCACUGGCCUCCUCGCAAAUUAUUUCAAAAAAACUGAAGGGCAAUUUGCGGUAAAUUCCCAGGCUCUUCGAUACGGGGUAGUGUGGCGUAGGCUGUCUACCAGCCGUAGGAAUAAGAACGUGAAAAUUUGGUGAUACGGAGUCCACGGUUACUUUCGUCUUAAGGCAAAAAUGAUGGGCCUUUGAAGAAAAGUUUUGUUUGAAUGGAAAAACGAAAGUGUGAAUAUGCAACUGAGAUAGCUGGUGUACUGGAUAACUGAACGGCGAAACGAGCGAUCAAUUAUUUUCAAGUGAAAAAUUGGAAUAUCGAAGAAGAAAAAAAGAAGCAGUGCACGGAAAUCGAGUGGAACAACGUUUCUUACAUCAUAGGGUUCGAAAUUAGCUAAAUAACUAAAAACCAUCGACAAGAUGAGACGGUCUCGCCGUGGACGCUACUGGCACAUGGGAAUCGUUUUCCUAAUAUACUCCAGCUAUCGGGCAUACUCGGCAUCCACCACCGGUGGGAGCACCGGGUCCGAUUUUGAUGACCGAGAACUAUCGACCGGACUGCCGCCAAAUGUUUCACCGAAUCCGCUCUACUUCACAACCGCCGAGAGUGGUGACUUCGAGGAGGAAUCAACCACGGAACCAACCGCCAAAGAGGAAAAGAUACACCAUGGCCAUCCGACGUGGCGACCGCGGCGUGAAAAUUGUACGCCCCCGGCAAUCGAACAGUUCCCCCGCCCCCUGAUGGGGCCGAACGUACGCCGCCACGGUGGGCUGGUGAUUCACGUCCUAGUCGCAGUGUUCACCUUCCUGGGGUUGGCCAUCGUGUGCGACGAUUACUUCGUUUCCAGCUUAGAUAGAAUCUGUGAAGAAUUGAAACUUUCACCCGAUGUGGCCGGAGCCACCUUCAUGGCAGCCGGCAGUUCGGCUCCCGAGCUGGCGACUGUCGUAAUAGGUGUAUUCUUCGCAAAGGACGACAUCGGUAUCAGUGGCGUCAUCGGUUCAGCUGUUUUCAACAUCAUGUUUGUGAUUUCGGUCUGUGCGCUCAGCUCCGGAACCGUGUUGCAGCUGAACUGGUGGCCUUUGGUGCGAGAUUGUACCUUCUAUUCGAUCUCAAUCCUCGUGAUGCUGGCAGUAAUUGUCAAUGAUGUCAUCUCUUGGGUGGAAGCGCUUAUCAUGUUGCUAUUCUACGUCGUUUACUGCGUCGCACUGCACUUCAACACUGCACUGGAGAAAUGGGCUCAUACUUUGAAUCUUCCCAUCAAACUUCCAACGAAAGAGGAACAAUCGGCUCUGGUUACCUACAAGAAUCUUCCAGACACGACCUACACCCAAGGGCAGCCCGGCAUCGAGCAGCAGGCCCAGGUACAACCGGAACCACAGCAACAGCAGCAGCAAGCCGAUCAAGGAUAUAUGGAUCCGAACGCAAGCUGGGAUCCAAAUGCGGCCUGGGAUGGAUCGGCUUCCGCGGCUGCUGCUCCGAACAAUGCCUACGCUACGAACACAUACGAUCCGAACGCUGCCUGGGGAAGUGGACAGCAAAACUAUGGCUAUGAGGAUCAGUACGGGCAGGAACAACCAAAACCACAGCAGCAGCAGGUAGCUGCGGUUCCAGCGGCGCAAACUACAACCGUCACAACCGGUGCCAUCCAGCCGACUGCUGACGAAUACUACAAACCGAAGGAACCCAGACAGCAGUCUGCGAAAAAUCCUCUGGAAAAACCCGUAGAUGGUGGUAUCCUGGCACAAAUAUCCUGGGCCAUCGUCUAUCCUAUUCACUACACUGCACGUCUCACCGUGCCCGAUUGCAAAACGGAAAAAUAUAAAAAUUGGUAUCCAUUCACCUUCCUGAUCUCCAUGAUUUGGAUCUCAUUCUACUCAUACUUCAUGGUGUGGAUGAUAACGAUUAUCGGCUCGACCCUCGGCAUCCCUGAUACCGUCAUGGGACUAACGUUCGUAGCAGCCGGAGUUUCCGUCCCGGACGCGCUUAGUUCCAUCGCGGUCAUCAAGGAAGGUUACGGCGAUAUGGCCGUCUCCAAUGCCGUCGGUUCCAACGUCUUCGACAUUCUCAUCUGUCUCGGUUUGCCCUGGUUCAUACAGACGGCAAUCAUCAAACCGGGCUCCCAUGUUAAUGUCAUCAGCAAGGGCCUAAUCUACUCCACGCUGUCGUUAUUGUCCACCGUAGUUUUCCUCCUGUUUGCGACCCACCUGAACGGCUGGAAACUGGACAAACGUCUCGGAAUCGUUCUGAUGAUUUGGUACCUGUUCUUUAUAACCGUCGCCUCACUGUACGAGCUGAACUUCUUCGGUCAACUCAACCCGCCCGAAUGUCCGAGUCUCUACUAAACCGCUUACCGUUUGGUUUCCACUCGCCAACUUUCCGUUAACCCUGCACCUCCCACAUUCAUGCACCCCAGUUUGCGAUGACCCCUCAAAGCGACACUCAGAGCAAAAUAAGAAGACUUCACAGAGAAAAAUACGGAGAUAUUAAUCUAGUCACAUUUAGUGUUUUAUUCUAUUUUUCUAGGAAAUUAUUAACCAUCAAUCGUUACCUCGUGGGUACAAAGUACGAUUAACGGUAUGUCCAAUCUCGCAGUAUAGCUUUUACGUUUCCUUUUCCUACAACCAUGUCUUCAAUCGGUAACUAGCCAGAUAACGUUUAUGUCGUUCCAUUAGCUGAAAUCUUUGCAACUGAUUGCUCUUCCUUUAAGGACCAAACCUGUUAUGUUAUAGUACGGUUGUCCAGAACACAGCCGAUCACCAAUAUGCACUGUUGUUUUGAAUUGAACACCUUUCACCUUAUUGUUUUGUUACGGUUCACGAGCAUUAUAGAGUUAGCAGUUAGCGGAAAUGAAAAAAAAGGUAAACAAACGCCGAAUGCUUCUGCGAUACACCACCGAUCGAAGGAGGCAGGCAGCGAAAUCGUUGAUGUUUACUAGGUUUCUUUCACACGUUUUAAUUUGUACAUACACCGUACUGUUCACAUGGUAUAAUAAAACUUUAAAUCAGAGUCGGUUAGAUUCUCUCUUCUGUUUUGUAUUCAAUUGUAGUUUUUCAAGUAAGUAGCAUUUAACAGUAGCUUAUAUGUUCCCUGUCACAGCACAUAUUUGCUGAUCGGUAAAUAAUGCUGACGUUUCCCGCGCAUGUAAAAUACUAUAUUGAAAACGACAAUACUUUUGUGUAGAUUUAAUAUAAGUUCUAAGCCGUUGUCUACUAAUAAUAGAAGUUAUACUUUUGAUAUUCGCUUGUGUUUUAUUUAUUUUACUAUAGGUGAUUACGACUCUGAUUUAAUCAAUAUCCAAAAAAAAACGAGGAACGUUUCGUAGCCUCAAUCAUAGGUAAACAUACAACUAGUGAACCCAAAACAGCGAAAAUUGAACAAAAUGCAGAGAAGUUUUACAUUGAAUAGAUAAAACAAAAUAUAUUUACCAAAGGCAAAUGAAAACGGCACUUCAAGUAUCUUACGAGAAUAAUUAUCUUACCUAGAUCGUUAACAUUCCUCUCCAUUGUUAAGCAAACUGAACUUAUUUACCUUAAUUAGAACAAACCUUUACAACAACAACAAAAAAUCAAAGUCAAUCGUAUCAAUGUCAAUGUUAUAUUUACAUGCAGCCCUACUAUCUUAAUCUAGCUGUCGCUUGUUUUAUACAUAUAUCGUUUGUGAAACACACACACACAUCCACAUAAAAAAGGCUUUAAACAAAAGAAUGCGUUGUACCGAAAUGCCAGUAGGUCGAAAUCCUAGUGUUCAGAUAAGCUUCGAAGAGCGCAAUUUUCGCAUUAACAACACUCUACAAAGCGUUUCUAGUUCGUUCUCUUAGGACAAAAUAGUGACUAUAAAUAGUUUGAUUACAUUUGAUUACGUACUGAUUCUGUUGAUUGGUUCAUUGAUUGAUGACGACGCGAUGCACCGGUUCACCUGCUUAAUCUUCAAACCGAAAAUGGACGAAAAGUUCUUCGCGCCCAAAACGAAACAACAAAAAAAUACAUCCAUUUCUACACACAGGUUUUAAGCGUCUAAUGGCUGAAUCAAUCACACAUUCACACACAGACACACAUGGAGCGUAACUAACUUGUGCGAUACAUUUCGGUAGAAAAUUGUAUUAAAUUUAAGACUGUACAUAGAACAGAAAUAUUCAGUAUUAAUAAUAAAUAGAAUUCAGCGGAAGUGGACAGUAGCGAUAUUUUAUUAUACAAAAAAAAAGCUAUGCACCAUCAUUAGUACCAAAGCGGAAGCAGAAGAAUAACGGCACCCCCCGCAUUAUUAUCAACCAAAACAACAGUUGGCGGCCCAAUAACCUUUACAGCCUAGGCUCUCGCUAGAACUAAACAAAUCCUCUUUGACAAUAGAUGUCUACAACGAAAAGAAAUAGCAUAUUUAUUCUUUCUUUCGUGAAAAAAAAACUUUAAACUGUUCCACUUAAGGGCAAAGUAUACACUAGAAAUUACCAAUGCCCUGAAGCGAUUCCUCUAUAAUACUCUAGAUAUACCUAAUUGUCAAUUUGGAGUUUUUAUGAAAAACCCUAGAUUCAACUUGAAAGGUACUAAGCAUAACCACAGUGUAGCCAAACUAACAUCAAAAGAAUCCAACGUGAAACGAAGUUAAGUGUCAUUUUUUAUUUUGUGUAGUAGAAACAUACAUCGCAAAACAAAAAAUUCCGAGCACUUGUGUACUCGUUUGCGCAUACCUAUUAUGUCCUAAGCUAGAGCAAAACAAAACAAACAAACAAAAUACAAGAGUAAAUAAACAACUGCACAACAAAUAAUAACAGCAACAGCACUCAUACCUACCGGAAGAUCGUGUAUAUUAUGAAUGCUAAGAUUAGGAAUAGCAAGGAGAAAUAGAUCUCGAAGAAAAGGCGACAGAAAUAAUCAAGCUUAAUAUGUGUUAGAAUGGUGAGAACAAUAUAUAGUAUAAGCCAACUGUAACGUGAACAACAACCAAAAAAUACGCUGAGAGAAAUCUCCUUGCACCCUGCAGUUAUCUGUGACCCGGCACCGAAUACACCUACACUCACACAUAUAUAUGCGUACGAAAAAAAGCAAGCCAAUGACAAACUUAAACAUACACAUAAACACACCCAGCCAACAUCCAAACCAAAUAAAAUUACAAAAAGACAUUAAAAACAAAAAAAAACAAAGAAUGAAAAUGCUCAUAAUAACAUGAGAUGUUAAUUGUUGAGAAGUUAAAUAAAAAUGUAUUGAAAAGCCAAA